AUGAGUGGUGACUGCCCCAACGGAAUGCCGACGCCGUGCCUGGCCAACGGUGGCCUGAGCGUCACCGUGGAUGGUGAGGAGACCGCGGACGAUUCUCCUCUGCUUCACCCGAUCAGCCCCGGACUGACUGUUGCUGCCGGCACCAUGUGGUACUAA
Molecule: messenger RNA, 156 nt
Organism: Ectocarpus siliculosus
Lineage: Eukaryota; Phaeophyceae; Ectocarpales; Ectocarpaceae
Source: the annotation of a GenBank genome assembly